CGCGGUUGCACACAACAUAGCCAUCUUGUCAAGGGAGAAGGAGGGAGCUGUCGGCGGUUACUUGUUUUAUACGGAACGUUUUGGGGCUCCGUUUGUUUUUCAGCGGUAGAAAGCUUCGAAGCGAAGCUGUUUUCGACGGACGUCCUGACGCCCGUGGAGUAGCUGAGACGUGGGUGGGCUUUCCGCGGAGAUGUCUCGCACACUUGUACCGACGUAGAGGGGGGAGUGUGCCGCUGCAGCCACUCGGCUCGAAUUGUUAGCUAGCUCAGAGAGUGAAGGGCCUCCUUAGCUCAAAGUAGCUGCUACAGCUGGACAACACACGGCCGGCCGACAAGUGGACAGCCGAGGAAGAAGCAGUCCGGUCCGGACUGACUCUCUGUUUCCUAGCAGCCGUCAUCCAGACAGCUUUUAUCGGUGUCAGGACCCGCGCUGCUGGACGAGGGAGGCAAGAAGUGUGGCGUUCGGGCUUCAUGAAACGCAACAGGAGACAGAGAGGAAGAGGAUGGCGCAGAUUCAUCUUGAUUACAGCUAAGUAGGAGGAAGAGGAAAACAGACCCAAGUGUGCUCUUAAAUAUGAUCUAAGCUUUGUGGGACAUUAGUCGGAAAGAUUCCCUUUGACCGAGCAGAAAAUAAACAAACCAAAACACAGCCGCACGGGAUCAGACUGGCCAAACAUGUCGAAGAUGCCGGCCAAGAAGAAGAGCUGCUUUCAGAUCACAAGCGUGACACAAGCCCACCAGGGUCCUGGGGGGCCCACGGACGACACCGAGAGUCUAGACGAUCCGGACGAGUCGCGAACCGAAGAGCCGUCGGAGAUCUACGAGGCAUCUCGGGCUGAGUACGAGCCCGCGGGUGAGAGGAGGUCCUCGGUUGAAGCCCUGAAUAACGCCGGGGAGGCGGAGGCGCAUUUGAAUGCACCUCAGGCCUCUCAGCAGUCCGGAGAGGAGUUGAGAAAAGUUGGAUCCGUUCAUGGAGGUCAGCAGCCCUCUGCUCCAGCCAACACAGGGAGCUGCACAUCACGCUUCAGGGUCAUUAAACUGGAUCAUGGUACUGGAGAGCCUUUUAGAAGAGGGAGGUGGACAUGUACCGAGUUCUACGAGAAGGACUCGGAGACCUCUCACCAUGCUCGGACUGACAGUUUGAGACACAGCAGUGUGACUCUGGAUCCUGUUGGGGAGAGGGACAGUGGGCUUGGACCCUCUGUGGGGUCAACGGCCACACACUCUGGUCCUGGUUUAGGGUCUGCAGCAGAAGGAUCCCACUCUUCAGUACUGCAGCAGCAUUUCAGCGGCGUUCCGGCCACUCACAGUUCUUUCUCCAACGUAAAACCAGGAGCUGUCCCUCCUCAGUCGUCCAUGGGGGGUCUCCAGCCUCAUCCCGCUCAGAACGUGCUUCCUGUUGGACAGAACGACCUGCUCCACUCCGAUUUCCUCCUGCAGAAGUCCCCGACGAUGCCACCUUCUUACCCGCCGCAGCAGCCGGUUCCUGGGGUCCAUCCCGCCGGCAGCCAGGCGGAGUUUUAUCAGCAGCCUGCGUCCGUUCCCCCUGGACAGUCUCUUCCGGUGGUCGGACAGUUCCCCGCUCCGGUUCUGCCUUCAGCUUCUUCAGGGAGUCAGGUUGGAGACGUCAGACCAGCAGCUCCUCAGGCUCCCAUGUUGGUGGGUGGAUCAACCCCGCCGUCACAACAACAGAACACAGUUCAGUACCCCCCGGCCGGACAGCCUCACCCCACAUCUGCUGCCGUGCUAAACGUGCCUGCAGUGAACGCGGGUUCAAGCGCGCCCACCAGCGCGCCCAGUGCCUCUACUGCGACCGUGCCAAAUGCGACAGCCUCCAGUUUGCCUCCUGGUCUAAUAGCAACCAGUAAGACUCCAGGCGCCUUAGGCCCAACAAGCGGAGUGCUGGAGGCAGGUGGAGGAAGGAAGUCAGAGGGAGGAGUCAUUCCACAAUCUCCAGUCAUACCUGGGAGGAAAGCUGGGAAGCCCCUCAUGCCGAAGGACCUGCAGCUCACCUCUCCUGUCACCUCUCCUCUCCUGUUUGAAAUCCCCAUACCUGUGGACGGGGAUGAGGACAGGAACCCCUCCAUGGCUUUCUACCAGGCCUUCCAGUCUGGAAGCAGAUUAAGAGACUCAAAGGCUCACAGUGAUAGUGCCUCUGGAGCCAACAUCGUUGCCAUCGAUAAUAAAAUUGAACAAGCAAUGGACCUGGUGAAAAGCCAUCUGAUGUAUGCCGUGCGGGAGGAGGUGGAGGUCCUGAAGGAGCAGAUCAAGGAGCUGUUUGAGAGGAACUCUGUGCUGGAGCGGGAAAACGCCGUGCUGAAGUCUCUGGCCAACAGCGAGCAGCUGUCUCAGUUGUCGGCUCAGACGGGCGCCGCCGCCGCUGCUGCGACUGCGACUGCCGCCACCCCUGGGUCCGCCUCCAGCUUGCCGCAGAUCCAUCCCAUACCCCAGCAGCUCCAGACUCAGAUCGACGCUAGUCAGCAACCGCAGCCCAACGUCACCUCGGCUUGAAGAGGGUCUGCCCUGCUUUCACAGGGCAGAGAUAAAGAGCAUCUUCUUGUACAACUUAACAUAAUUAGCAUAUGUGAAAUUAAACUGUCCUUUAGCCACCAGCUUGACCACAGAGUACAGUGCUUGUGUGUGUGUGUGUGUGUGUGAGUGUGUGUUAGCAAGCGAGACUGAACCGGUUGGGGAAUGUAUGCGUGCGUCUGUACUGUGGGCCUUUUCCAGUGUUAAUGCAAUCAUCGAAUGAGACAGAGGGGCUUACAGGAAGUG
Molecule: messenger RNA, 2774 nt
Organism: Cyprinodon variegatus (sheepshead minnow)
Lineage: Eukaryota; Metazoa; Chordata; Actinopteri; Cyprinodontiformes; Cyprinodontidae
Gene: tsc22d2
Product: TSC22 domain family protein 2-like
Exons: 4
Coding region: 675-2510 (611 amino acids)
Biological process (GO): regulation of transcription by RNA polymerase II
Source: RefSeq, a predicted model, not a curated record